Molecule: messenger RNA, 1427 nt
Organism: Eriocheir sinensis (Chinese mitten crab)
Lineage: Eukaryota; Metazoa; Arthropoda; Malacostraca; Decapoda; Varunidae
Gene: B9d1
Product: B9 domain-containing protein 1-like
Exons: 6
Coding region: 212-853 (213 amino acids)
Biological process (GO): cilium assembly
Cellular component (GO): MKS complex
Source: RefSeq, a predicted model, not a curated record
AAACCUCUAACCAGUCCCCCUAGACCCUAACCAGCCCCCCUAAACCCCUAACCAGACCCCUUAAACCCUAACCAGCCCCCCUAAACCUUAACCAGGCCCUUUAAAUACUGAGAGGCCCCCUAAAACACUGAAGAAAACAACCGUACUUUGGUCUACUUUCCAUAAACUUUGCAUCCUUCCUGCCAUUCCGUCCUGCUGAGUCUUCACCAAAAUGUCCAUGUCAUCCCCGAGCGUGUUCCUGGUGAGUGUGUCGGGCCAGGUGGAGGCCGGCCGCUUCAUGGGGGGAGACAACCUUCACUUCAACUACUGCUUCACUGCCGGACAGGACUGGGAGGUGGUGUCUGGCCUGGAGGAGUGUGUGUCCCAGACAGCAUGUUGUAGUGAUGAUGAACGGCAGCUCUUUGUUUGGAACUUCCCAAUAGACAUCACAUACAAAUCAACGAACCCUUAUGGAUGGCCACAGAUCAUCCUCAGUGUGUACGGGACAGACUUCUUUGGCAACAUAGUCAUUGUGGGCUACACGGCCUGCCACGUCCCCAUCACUCCGGGCACCCACACCCGCAGGCUUCGAACGUUUGUGCCGGAGUCAGCGUCCACCAUCCAGAAACUCAUGUCAUGGCUCACGGGCCGGAGACCUGAAUUCCUCAACCCUAAGAUUAUCGCUCAGGGCCGGGGCAGGGAAGUGACUCGUGUGAGGUCUCACGGAGAAGUCACCAUCACCUUUAAUGUAAUGAUGAAGGACUUUGCCAAGCUGGGCUAUGAUUGUGGUGCGCCCUCCAAGGCCCCCUACCUGGGUGCCGCCCCACCACCCCAGACUGUGACAGUGCCUCGAGAAGGUCAGAGUGAUGCCUAACUCACCCUCCACCCCUAAGGAUGCAAGGUAUCAGGUGCCUUUAUUAUGCUAGUCUAAUGUGAAAUGGAAAUCUCUCUCCGCAGUGAGUUAUAGAGUAUAGGGGCGCUAGGGCACCUUGUCUGCAAAGUGUCACUGAGUGGAGCUUCAACAGGUUAGGUGUCUAUGCAUCUGUACACUUCUCUAUUAUGCCUUGACUUUGUGUUGUCCACUAUUAAUCAUUCCAUCCACAAGUUUGUAAAAUGAAUGUACAAUCUGCUUUAUCCUGUAACAUAAUUUCUACCAUUUGCUUGAGUUUCCUGCAUUGUGAGCCAGGCAAUCCAUUCUAAAUAUUUUUAAUUCUCCCGUCGAGAUAAACCUGUAACACCACAAAUCAGUGCCCACCAAACUGUUCUCUGCGGUUUCUAUUUCCCUAACAAUAGCAUAUAAAAUCUUAUUUAAUUCCGAACACAAACAUUGUGUAAAAUAUUUUUUUUAUUAUUUAUGAAUGCAACUGCCAAAGAAUGAGUCAUUUGAUUCUAGUCAUAUAUUUUCACAUUUUAUGUAAUCAAGAAAUAAAAUAAAAAAUUGCCCAACA